AUGUUCUUCCUUUUUAUCUAUCUUCAGUACUUCCUGGGAAGACUGCUGUACCGCAUUCGUGGCCAUGACAACAGACUGAUCGACAAAAGCCUCGCGUUCCUUUAUCUCCCGCAGCCGAACAUGAUUCUGGAGGCGCCCGAGUGCGGGAUAAACGGGUCUGCCAUGUUGGCCCUGCAUACAUGCCUUGCGGAAGAUGGAAUAGGCAGAUUCCCAAAACUGUGCUGGUCUUCUCCUCCAGUCGAUGUCCCUGUCAAGGAGUACAUCCUCCUCUGCGAAGAUCCCGACCCUCCAAUCCCCUCCAUGGUCAUCAACCACGGUCUCUUCUACGGCAUUCCGCCUUCCACAAAUAUGGCUCUCCACAGUGAUGUUCAGCCGGACGGAGACACCAAGGACAGAAUGACCAUUUCGGGAUGGCGAUACGUUCCGAACAUCAUGAAAAAGCCAUACAUUGGCCCGGCACCUCCUCUCGGCCAUGGCACUCAUCGAUACGUCUUCACCAUUAUUGCCCUGUGCGAGGCGCUCGAGUUCAACCACGCCGACCAAGUCAAACAGAAGCAGAUCCGGGAUUCUAUCAUGGGAAAGGUAAUUGGCUGGGGUCAGUGGACCGGUACCUUCGCUCGUCCGUGGCCAUAG
Messenger RNA from Aspergillus candidus, 633 nucleotides. Its product is annotated as YbhB/YbcL family Raf kinase inhibitor-like protein. The record is from RefSeq and is a predicted model, not a curated record. The transcript has a single exon. The coding region runs from base 1 to 633 and encodes 210 amino acids. NCBI's taxonomy places the organism in Eukaryota, Fungi, Ascomycota, Eurotiomycetes, Eurotiales, Aspergillaceae.